GUAAAGUCGCUUUACGCUACGCCAGCCCUACAAUGCGACAGCAGCGUUAACCAGCACAGUCGAGGAUAUUGUUUGUGAUUUUUUGUCAGGCAGCGUGACGGACCGCUAUUCUCGGGUCCUGAUCGGAAACCAGGCGGCGGCGGGGCAGCCUUUGUCCCCCAGGACCCGGGUGCAGCGCUGUAAUAUUUCUGUCUAUUCUUAAUAACGUAGACACGGGGAUCUUUCUUAUUCGGGUUGUGCGGUGGGUCGGCAGUAUCCUCGGCAGCUUUAUUUAUCAGGCGGGUAAUAGGCAGCCCAAGGCGGGGUCCUGGUUUCAGGUGGUGUCACAAUAUGGCCGCCUCCUUGAGACUUGGCUGUCAGGGAUUUAUUAGGUCAUUUCUCGGGGGUCUCCGGACUCGUAGCGGAGAAUGCAACCUGAGGGCGUUUCACACAGCCAGGACCCUCAGGGGGGUGCCCGGCGUCCAGAUCUUCAUGCCAGCCCUAUCCCCUACCAUGGAAGAGGGAAACAUCGUUAAGUGGCUGAAAAAAGAAGGGGAGGCUGUGAAUGCGGGAGAUGCCCUGUGUGAAAUCGAAACGGACAAAGCCGUGGUUACCAUGGAAUCCAACGACGAUGGUGUACUGGCAAAAAUUCUGGUGGAAGAGGGUAGUAAGAACGUGCGUCUUGGCUCCCUGAUCGCCCUGCUGGUGGAAGAAGGGAAAGACUGGAAGCAAGUGGACGUACCCAGUGUUAAAGUGUCCCCGACAGCAGUCCCAACAGCCACCCAAAUUACUGAUGUGCCAGCUCCCAAGCCUGUGGCCCCAGCUGUAAAACUUGGGCUGCGCAUGAGUCCUGCAGCUCGACACAUCAUUGACACGCAUGGGCUGGACACCAGUUCCAUCACCCCCACUGGGCAUCGAGGAAUAAUCACAAAAGAGGAUGCUCUAAAAUUCCUAGCACAGAAGAAGGCACCAGGGGAGAAGCCCAUACCAGCCACCCCGACCCCACCUCCAGAGAAGAUACCGACGUCCCCACCUGCAGCGUCUCCAGCACCCGUCUCGGGACGGCCAAGUUUCCCCCCAGUGUCCAUCCCUGGAAAGCCCCAUACAGAGGGCAUGUUUUCUGAAAUACCAGCCAGCAACAUCCGAAAAGUCAUAGCCAAGAGGUUAACAGAAUCUAAAUCCAGCAUCCCACACGCCUACGCCACUACAGACUGCGACUUGGGGGCUGUGCUGCAACUGAGAAAAGAGCUGGCCAAAGAUAAUAUAAAGGUUUCAGUGAAUGACUUUAUCAUCAAAGCCACCGCAGCAGCACUGAAGCAAAUGCCUAAUGUCAAUGUGACCUGGAACGGGGAGGAAGCUACACCACUGGAAAGCAUUGAUAUCUCCAUUGCAGUGGCCACCGACCGUGGACUCAUCACUCCUAUCAUCAAGCAAGCAGCCAGCAAGGGGAUCCAGGAGAUCGCUGCUUCUGCAAAGGUCCUGGCACAGAAAGCCCGAGAUGGGAAACUUUUACCUGAGGAAUAUCAAGGAGGGUCAUUCAGCAUUUCCAAUCUGGGCAUGUUUGGAAUCACCGGGUUCAGCGCAGUAAUCAACCCCCCGCAAUCCUGCAUCCUGGCCGUCGGACGAUCACGAGUCGAGCUGGCCCUGACCGAAGGGGAGGAAGGAAACCCGCAGCUCUGCCAGAAACAAGUCAUGAAUGUCACCCUGUCCAGCGACAGUCGGCUGGUGGAUGAUGAGCUUGCCUCUAAGUUUCUAGAAUGCUUCCGCAAGAACCUGGAGAAUCCCCUUCAUUGCGCCCUGGUGUGACUGAGUGAGCCUUUAUAUUAAAGGGACAGUGUUACUGAAACACAAUAUGCUUUUAAAGGAUAAGUAAACCUUUAAAAUAAGUGAAUGUAAAAUGAAUGAGCAUUUUUGUUACAUCCAUUAUUUAUUUUGUU
Messenger RNA from Xenopus laevis (African clawed frog), 1916 nucleotides. It is a transcript of the gene pdhx.S, whose product is annotated as pyruvate dehydrogenase complex component X S homeolog. Gene Ontology annotation, molecular function: acyltransferase activity; dihydrolipoyllysine-residue acetyltransferase activity. The transcript is spliced from 11 exons. NCBI's taxonomy places the organism in Eukaryota, Metazoa, Chordata, Amphibia, Anura, Pipidae. Gene Ontology annotation, cellular component: pyruvate dehydrogenase complex; mitochondrion; mitochondrial matrix. The record is from RefSeq and is a predicted model, not a curated record. Bases 331 to 1785 code for a protein of 484 amino acids. Gene Ontology annotation, biological process: aerobic respiration; pyruvate decarboxylation to acetyl-CoA.